Molecule: messenger RNA, 4200 nt
Organism: Phycomyces blakesleeanus NRRL 1555(-)
Lineage: Eukaryota; Fungi; Mucoromycota; Mucoromycetes; Mucorales; Phycomycetaceae
Exons: 10
Biological process (GO): microtubule-based movement
Molecular function (GO): microtubule binding; microtubule motor activity; ATP binding
Source: RefSeq, a predicted model, not a curated record
CAUUCAGAGAUCGCUCGAGGCGCAACUUGUCUGAUACGCAUGGACGGAGACCAAACAAUCAUAACUAAGCCUAGUUUGGCUGGCCAACCAAAGGAAGAAGAUACAAAAGCCUUUACAUUUGAUCGGUCGUACUGGUCAGCCGAUAAGAAUGAUCCAAAUUUUGCAACCCAAAAGACAGUUUACAAUGAUCUUGGGCGUGAAUUACUCGAUCAUGCGUUUCAUGGAUACAAUUGCUGUAUUUUUGCGUAUGGCCAGACUGGUUCAGGAAAAUCAUAUUCAAUGAUGGGUUAUGGAAAAGACAAGGGCAUCAUUCCACUCACCUGCUCAGAACUGUUUGAUCGAAUCGCAGAAUCAACCACAGAUGUCUUGAGUUUUCAAGUAGAGGUUUCCUACAUUGAAAUUUACAAUGAAAAGGUACGAGAUCUCCUGAAUCCAAGCAACAAAAGCAACCUUAAGGUCAGAGAGCAUCCAAGUCUUGGUCCAUACGUCGAAGAUCUCUCUCGUCUUGCCGUGAAAUCAUUUGAAGACAUUAGCCACCUGAUGAACGAAGGAAACAAGGCACGUACUGUUGCAGCCACAAACAUGAACGAGACAUCUUCUCGUUCUCAUGCCGUCUUUACAAUAUUCCUAACCUCAGCACGCUAUGAUGAAACAGCCAAACUUUCAACCGAAAAGGUUGCUCGUAUAAGGUGUGUAGGGAAGGUCAUUCCUAUCUUAAUAUCAAGUCUUGUAGACUUGGCAGGAAGCGAGCGCGCCGAUAGUACAGGGGCAACAGGCAUGCGUCUCAAAGAAGGUGCCAACAUCAACAAAUCCCUGACUACGCUUGGCAAAGUCAUCUCUAGUCUAGCAGAGCAUGGGGACACCAAGAAAGGGAAAAAAUCAAAGGAAGCAUUUGUUCCUUAUCGUGAUUCUGUGUUGACAUGGCUGCUAAAAGAUUCGCUUGGUGGUAAUUCAAAAACGGCCAUGAUUGCUGCAAUCUCGCCUGCAGACUACGAAGAGACGCUGAGUACGCUGCGCUAUGCUGACCAGGCCAAGAAGAUCAAGAACAAGGCCGUCGUGAACGAAGAUCCGAACGCAAAGUUAAUACGAGAGCUCAAGGAAGAGCUCCAGGCAUUGCGAGAUACCUUGAUGGUGUAUGCUCCGGAUGAGGUCGAUCGGAUUAUCGUAUUCACAGAUGCAUCAGGACACACACAGCAUCUCACUAGAGAAGAAGUCGUCGAUCAGCUGCAGACAGCUGAGAAACUAUUGAACCAGGUCAACCGAACAUGGGAAGAAAAACUCCAUUCAACAGAGACAAUCCAUCAGGAUCGGGAAAAGGCACUCGAAGAGCUGGGGGUGAUGGUCGAGAAGAACAACAUGGGUGUGUAUACGCCAAAAUCAGUCCCACACCUAGUGAAUCUCAACGAAGACCCAUUAAUGACCGAAUGUCUUGUGUAUCAGCUUAAGCCCGGAAAGACACGGGUGGGCCGACUGGACAGCACUAUUCCAGCCGAAAUUCGACUGAGCGGCCCAAAUAUCAAAGACAAUCACUGCUUUUUUGAACACAAUGACGGCAUAGUGACACUAUACCCCGAUGAAGGAUCCAUGACCAUGGUUAAUGGAAUGCGUAUAUCGGACUCAAAGCGACUCCACAGUGGCUUUAGAGUAAUUUUGGGGGACUACCAUGUAUUUCGUUUCAACCAUCCUGAAGAAGCCCGCCGAGAGCGUGACCUACAGCAGCGCACGACUGGCAGCGCAGCAGGUCUUGAGCCUGGAAGCUCCCAGGCUCUUGAUAUGAUGUGCAGACCGGUGUCACCCAGUGCGUCGUCAAUGCGUGAGAUGGCACAGAGCCCCGAGGUUGUCGAUUGGGGGUUUGCACGCAGGGAGGCAGUAUUGAAUUACUACAGUGCCGAAUCUAACCUGGGUGGACUCACAGACGAAGAUCUUGAAAAGCUAUUUGACGAUGUUUUUCGGAUCCGCCAGAGUCGUAAAAAGCGAUUCGACGGACGAUCAGAAGCUGAUCCGGAUGACGAGACAUUGUCGAGAACAUCAACCUCGUCAUCUGCACGCCCAAGCCAUGGGCAGUCGACAGUGUUUGGAGAAGAUCAAUCGGUGUCUUCGCUUUAUCUCGACACAAGCACAAUGACUCCAAACCGUGAUGAUCUGUUGCGUCAAGUCAAAGAAGAAAUGCAACAGCAAUUGGAUUUGCAGAAACAGGCCUUUGAAGAAAAGAUCAAGCUUUUGGAAUCUGUUCGAGCAGAGAUGGAGAGAAUGAUGGACCAGCAACGGUAUGCGUACGAAUCCAAAAUCAAACGGAUCGCUAUGCAUCUUCCACCAGGGACCUCGUUGCAGUCCCCUACACUUCCAUCAGUUGCAACCGAGCAUGAGACGAUAUUGAUCUAUCAAACGUUUUUGAAAUGGAAGUCUCUGAGAUAUGUGUGGAUGGCCGAAACAAUCAUGUCUCAUGCGGCACUACUCAAAGAAGCUAAUGUGAUUUCAAAAGAACUAAACAAGAAUGUAAUCUACCAGUUCUUUGUGCUCCAUGACCAUGCGUCUGUAAACCCUGUUUCAUUUUGGGAAUCCGGAUCAGAACUACAGCCAAAAGGAGGAGGACGCUUAUCACGUCUGUCUAGCGAAACAAUGCCUUGUGUUGGCGUGCUAGUGGUAGACCGAAAGCAUGAAGUUACAUAUGUGUGGUCUAUUGAGGAAACACAAGCUAGGCUGGUACGCAUGCGUAGCUUGUAUGAUUUUACCGAACGCCCGCUUGAGAACAAUGAAUCUUUGACAGAACAGCAAGAUCCUUUCUAUGAAUCACCCUGUCCACGAUACUCGCUUUUGGGAUUGGCCAAGGUACCUAUUCAAAACCUAGCUUUCCAGGUACCAGUCGAGAGCAUGGUUGAUGUAGUGUGUCGCCACUCGGGACAUGUUCUUGGUCAUCUCAGGGUCCUCAUUACUCCUAUUGCCAGAUCAAUGGCACGUCGUGCGGGUAACAGCCAGCUCACACUACCUCUGUCUCGUCAGAGCUCGCGUGACUCGCAUCAAGAACGAUUCUUGCAUGUUGGCCAGCAGCAAGUAUUCGAAGUUCGAAUCAUCUCACUCGACGGUCUGUCUGAAUCGGACGCCACACAAGUUCAUGCCCAAUUCCGACUUUCUUCAUUUGGAAACAUCGAACCCAAUUCACCUGUUGACAGGAUUUACGCUACUGAUCCGAUCAGUGGCUUUGGUACUCUGCCUAUUGACUUUCAUUAUGCCCAGACACUCUCUACCACUGUUACGGCAGACAUGCUUGAGGUUAUAACGACCAAGACCUUGACGGUUGAAAUCCAUGGCCACCUACAAUCGCAUUUUUUACGCAACAUGGUACAGCAGAGUGUUGAGCGUGAAGAACUUGCUUCGCCUGUGGCCACCCGACCGCGUAUGACGCUUGAACCAAUACCUCCUGCUCACAGCCGCAGACCAUCUGACAGUCCAGAGGAUGGGCAAAUACGCGAAGAGGUGCAUGAUAUUGUUGCCUGGGUAAAGAUAUGUGAGCUGGAGGCAGAAGGAGAAUAUGAACCGGUGCGGGUAGUGUACGACAGCAAUAACAACAAUCCAAAAAAGAGUGAUGGAGGAGGGGUUUUUAGCUUGCGACAAGGUCUCCAGCGUCGGAUCUCACUUUCACUUAUGCAUGCGUCUGGAAGGAAAUUGCGGUGGGAGGCAAUUGAGGAGAUGUCGAUUGGUAAUGUGCGGUUACUAAAUUCCAAGGGACAGGAGAUAGCGCCUGCUGUCCACUCAGACGUGCCGGUGUACUUGUUUGCUGAACAGGAGCUGGUCUAUCACAGCAACGGUACGAGUACCUUAUCUGCGCAGGGACCUUGGGAUAGCUCGCUUCAUAACUCCUUGUAUUUGAAUCGUGUCAGUCCAGACAACCAACUGGUGUUGCUGAGUCUGAGCUGGAAAGUUAACUGUAGUUCACAGUGCACAGUGCCAAUCAAGUUUAGCAUGGAUCUGGCUGUGAUGAUCCAGGAACGCGAUGCUAGACUGACGGCCGCCGUGUUUUCAUUUUUGCGGUCUCAGCGUAUUCUACGUAAGAUGAGUGCUAUCUUUGUACUCAAGCUUCACCCUCCGAUGUCACGCAAACUCAAGGAUUUGUGGCGUCUAAAUACAACACACCGAUAUGUACGUGGUGAGGAGCUGCUUGGUCCGUGGCGCCCAAGAGGUGUUUCGCUUGUCCAUGAGUAU